AAGUUGUCGAAAUGGCUCUUACGGCGGAGCGGAGUGAAAACAAAAUUUGGAAGGAAAAUGCUGCCAGGAGAGAAUCUAAGAAAGGUGGAGCCAAUUCUAAUGACCACAAGAAACGGGGACAGGACCAGUCCGGGCAGCCAAGUCAAGACAAGAGGUACAAAAGUGAUAACGACCAACGAUUUAAUGGCAGCAGUGGGCGAAACACUCCAGAAUGCCCUAAAUGUACCAAACGUCAUCUCGGCGAGUGUCGCGCAAAAGCAUGCUACAAAUGUGGAAAAGAAGGACACAUCAAACGCAAUUGCCCACUGUAGGGACAGACUGGGAACAGAGCAGAACCCAAGAAAGAUGACAAGUAUGUUCCAGCCAGAGUUUUUGCCAUCACUCAAGCAGAAGCUGAGGCCAGUCCUUCGGUUGUAUCAGGUAAGGGUAAGGCUAAGCAGUGAGAUUGAAGAGCUCGAGGCGUGGACCGCAUGUUAGGGGGGCUGACACAGCAUUUUGCUUUUAAUGUUUUUUUAACUGCUAAACAUUUUGGAACUAUUAUUUUGACUUAACUAGUUAUUAUUUAAGUUUACAGUACUAAAAGUAUUUUGUUUUAAACAAUGAGAUCUCAUGCUUGGAUAUUUUUCAAUAAAGAAGUAUUUGAUUGUCU
This is a messenger RNA of Cannabis sativa, 649 nucleotides long. RefSeq lists its product as uncharacterized. The record is from RefSeq and is a predicted model, not a curated record. The transcript has 2 exons. Bases 58 to 477 code for a protein of 139 amino acids. NCBI's taxonomy places the organism in Eukaryota, Viridiplantae, Streptophyta, Magnoliopsida, Rosales, Cannabaceae.